CUUUGCCUCUUCUCUUCUCUUCGCUUCAGUUAAGCUUUCUAAUCUCUUAUCUGUUGACGUUCACUGCGAUAGUGUUGACAAAAGGAUAGAGUAGGCUAGUAGAGAUGAUAACCUGCGUUAGAAAUAAUGCGUAGUAUAUUUUAUGUCUUCCUAUAUUACUUAUUUUGUAUUGUUUCUGGUGCUAGUUAUCAGACGUGCAAAGUCAAUAUAUUAACAGAAAAAUGCACUCCGAUCAAUACUAUUUGCACACAAAAUACAGCUAGUGAAGAUUUUGGCUCAUGCAAAUGCAUAGAUAAGUAUCAAUUUAAUGAACAUUAUACUUCCGACAAAGAUUAUUGUAGUCUCAUAGAAACAAGUACAAUUGCAGAAGUUGAUAUAACUUCCAAUGAUAUAUCCAUAGAAAAAACUCAAACCUCUGGGUACUCUAGAGAUAUUUUAGUUGCAGUUCUGACUGUGAUUAUUUUAAUAUGUCUUACUUUACCUGCUGCAUUUAUAAUUUACAAAUAUGGCAUAUACGACUGGAUUUGUAGAAAAGUUAAUGGUAACAGAAUGCUACCUCGAUAUGAGGAUGUGAUGAUAGGGCAAGAAGAUACUGACGAUGAUCCCUUGCCAUAAGUGAAUAUUAUAAUUUUAUAUUUUCUUGAUCUCCUUACAAUGAUGUAGAAUAUUGCCUUCAAGUCAUAUGUUGUAAAUAGUUUUACAAAAUGAUAAUGUUAUUUAUCUAUUGAAUAUAUGUAUGUUUAUGUAAUUUAUUUAAAUAUUAAUUUAUUAACAGAUGAUGACUAGAAGUCACAAUUGUGUUAUUGAAGUUGUUGCAUGUAAAUGAAUUAUUUUUAAAUAGUUAUAUUCAAAUAACAUGAAAUAAAUUUUGUAUUUGUGAUUGGUGAAAGUGAUGGAAAUAUUUUGUUGAAUACA
This is a messenger RNA of Ctenocephalides felis (cat flea), 915 nucleotides long. RefSeq lists its product as uncharacterized. The record is from RefSeq and is a predicted model, not a curated record. The transcript has 2 exons. The coding region runs from base 127 to 615 and encodes 162 amino acids. Lineage: Eukaryota; Metazoa; Arthropoda; Insecta; Siphonaptera; Pulicidae.